Ascoidea rubescens DSM 1968 is the source of this 501-nucleotide messenger RNA. RefSeq lists its product as uncharacterized. The record is from RefSeq and is a predicted model, not a curated record. NCBI's taxonomy places the organism in Eukaryota, Fungi, Ascomycota, Saccharomycetes, Ascoideales, Ascoideaceae. Bases 1 to 501 code for a protein of 166 amino acids. The transcript has a single exon.
AUGGGAGUAUCGAAUUUACUUGAUGACGCUGUUUAUUUAUUCACCAUAGUUUGGGCUGCUAUUAGUUGGUUCAUAUUUUUUGUUAGCACUGCAUAUACCCAAAACAAGUUUGGCACUUUCAUGGGAUUAGCUUGGUUUGCAGUGUUCUUUCAAUUAUUUGUUUUGGUUUUGGUUAUCGUUUUCCAAUUUAACGAUUUUAUUUACCCCAGAAGAUUUGCCACAUUCCUAAAUUCAAGCUUGGUGAUUUCAUUCCUUUUAAAUGUCAUUAUUACCGAUGCCUUUAUUCAUCCCAGUUUUUUUGGUUAUUGCGUAGCUCUUGGUGUUGGUGCCAUGUUAUCUGCAAUGACAGACUUUAUCUGGAUUUUCUACUUCAGCUUGGAACCAAAUGAACCAUUGAGAAAACGCUCAUUGAAAAAAUCAUAUCUUAACAAACACAACAACGCUCCCAAUCCACCCCAAAUAACUCCAAAAGAAAGUCUUGAUAACAAUUACAAUGCCUAA